AUGGAAAUGAACGCUGACCAAAUCUCUUUAUAUCUAUCAUACUGGUAUAUUUUAAGAAAUGCAGUGUACGAUGUAUCAUCACGCUUCGUUAUUGUCAUGGACGAACGUAGUCCUUGUCACAAUGAAAAAAAUGUUGGAAGUAUAUCAUCAUCAGAACAAAUGACAGCUCAAACAGCUGAUAAUUCAGAUGAACAACAAGCACCAAAUGAUAAGACAACUACAUCUGCUGAUAUAUCAAAGGAAAAUGAUACAAAUUCGCAAUAA
Molecule: messenger RNA, 264 nt
Organism: Rotaria socialis
Lineage: Eukaryota; Metazoa; Rotifera; Eurotatoria; Philodinida; Philodinidae
Source: the annotation of a GenBank genome assembly